UUCUGUCUCUCUCCCCCUUUUUCUUUCUGAAAUCAAUAAAGAUAUUUUUUUUUUUUAAAAAGGUGAAAUUUGUAUCUGGUCAGAUUUGUUACUUGGUGGUAGUCAAAAACUUAGUUUUAGGGACAAGGUUGAAGACAUUGGGUAAAAUAAAUACUGUAUUUCUCAGGUUGUACUUUUUGCUCCCUCAAUUGAAUGCCACUGAAAUUGUCAUGUCCUAAAAUCAGUGCAUGCAUUUAAUAUGGUAAUGUUUUUUUCCCCUUGAAAAACUUAUUAAGUAAUAUCUUUAAAUGUAUUGCAUUUUAGAAUUAAGAAAAUAAAGUAUUAUAGAUCCUUUAUAGUGUAUUUAUUUGUAUGGUCUUUAUCAUUACUAAUAAAUUCUUGAAAGAUGACUGUUAAGAUUUGUAUGCUUCAUAAAUUUUUUUGGAAACUGCAAAAUUUUUGUACAAAUUGUACUUUUAUAAAUAAAACUCCAUUUUUGUGCACAGAGAAUACUUUAUUAAAGUCCCUGUAAAGUGAUUUAUUUUACAAAGAAUUUUUUUUAAAAAGGAAUAUAAUAGCUUUUUGUAAAGAACUCUCUUUUAUGUGAACACCCCCUUUCCAGUUUAUCUUUAUCUUAAAUGUGUGCUUUUAGACACUGUCUAAUAAAAACACCUACCUAACCCUUGGUCACAUACAUUUGUUAACUACCUCAAUAUAUUUGUUAACUUGAUUUCUGAAAUUAUCCAAUUAAAAUUUUUUUUAAUCCAAUACUAUUAAUGUGUUUAACAUGCAUGUGUAACUACUAAGUAAACUUCUUGUGUUUUUUUUUCUUGUAUGCUUUUAAAAUAAAAUUUAAAAUAAUAACUUGCAUCUGAAGACUUUAUUUGGCUUUACAAAAAUCUUUAUUCUUGUUGGCCACUUCUAACUUUUGCUUUAACCCGUAGAAGGGGAAAAUUAAAGGGCAUCAUGAAGAAAGAAUAUAAUAUUUAUUUGUUGACCCAGAUUUAUAUGCACAAAAAACUCAAAAUUCACAGUAUGGCUUUUCUAAUAAUGUCAUUUUCUAAUGUAGUCAAUGGCUUCACGACUUAAUGUGACGAUACGUUAAUGAUAGUAUAGAAAUGGUUAAAAAUUAGGCUAGUCAAACUGAAUCCACAAAAUAUACAGGGGGGUUUUCUCACUGUGCCAGUGUUUAAAGAUAUUUUAGCAAACAUGAAUUUAACACUAUUUUAAAGUACAUUUAUUUUAUUCAUUUUCUACAGUAAAAGUAGAGAACAAUCCAUCUAAUCAGCAACAGUAGCUGAUUCAUUUCUCCUUUUUUGACUCUUCUCUUUAGGUGUCACUAAAAAAAGAAAAAGCACCUCUGCUCUAUAAGGAGGAGAUGAAUUCUUACACCACCUGAUAAACUUGACACACUAACUACACAAGGGCAAAGCUUACCCCUUAAGAUGGUUCUAAGGAGGAAAAGUAAUUACAUUGAAUAUAGUAAAUUCCUGUUUAAUUUGGAAUUUAGUUUACUGGUUUGAAGGAAUUUUCUGUAUUCUUUUUUUUUUAUUGGAUAUAUAAAGGGUAGGUAAUAUUGGGAAAUUUUCUGAGAUUUCCCAAAUAUAGGGAUAUUUAUAAGCUCAGCCUAUUUUCUGAUACGUAAAUCUAUAAUACUGUUGAAUGAUAAUGAUACCACAGAAAUGUGAAAUUCUGCAGAACUUUCAGGAUUAUUUAAAAAAUGAAGUAUAACCUUGGCCGAGUGGCUCAAUUGAUGAAAAAUAAGUAAAAAAUGAAGUAUAGUUUUAUGAUCAAUGUAUUUUAGAGUCAUUGAUCAGCUGCCUCCUGCACGCCCCCUAUUGGGGCUCCCUGACCAGGAAUUACACCGUGACCUCCAGGUUCAUGGGUGGAUGCUCAAUGGCUGAGCUACACCAGCCAGGCUAUAUUAUCUUAUUGUUUGUAGUAAGGACAGUUUUGUGGCGAGUGCUAAAUAAUUAUGAAAAAAGUAAUCCUUGGUACUAACAGGUCUAUGUGACUUUUACCUUAAUAUGAUAAAAGUUAAUUGGGAUACAGACAGAAUAAUUUGAUACACGUUGCAAUAACUUUUCAAAUAUUUUAAGGACCAGCUACAGAACUGCGCCAAAGAAAAAAGCCAAAGUCUUCAGAAAAUAAAGAAUCUGCCAAAGAAGAGAAAAUCGAAGACACUCCAGUUCCUGAAAGAGCUCCAAAACGAGCUUGAACGGGAAAUCACAUUCCAGGGUGACAGUGCUAUUUAUUACUCUUAUUAUAAAGAUAUGGUAAAAGCACCUUCUUUUGAAAGAGGUGUUUACGAACUGACACAUAAUAACAAAACUGUAUCUCUGAAGACUAUAAAUGCAGUGCAACAAAUGUCUCUAUAUCCAGAACUUAUAGCCAGUGUUUUAUAUCAAGCAACUGGUAGCAGUGAGAUUAUUGAGCCAGUAUAUUUCUAUAUUGGUAUUGUUUUUGGAUUGCAAGGAAUAUAUGUUACUGCUUUAUUUGCUACAAGUUGGCUUAUGAGUGGAACCUGGCUAGCAGGAAUGCUUACUGUUGCAUGGUUCGUUAUUAACAGGGUAGAUACAACAAGAAUUGAGUACUCUAUUCCUUUAAGAGAAAACUGGGCACUACCAUAUUUUGCAUGCCAAGUUGCUGCACUUACUGGCUAUUUAAAAAGCAACUUAAAUACUUAUGGAGAGAGGUUUUGCUACUUAUUGAUGAGCGCUUCAACUUACAUGUUCAUGAUGAUGUGGGAGUACAGCCACUACCUCUUGUUUCUUCAAGCAAUAUCUCUGUUCUUGCUAGAUAGCUUUUCACUGGAGCAAAGUGACAAGGUUCAUGAAGUUUAUAAAAUCUACAUGUUUUCUCUCUCUCUGGGAUAUUUCCUGCAGUUUGAGAAUUCAGCUUUAUUGGUAUCUCCUUUAUUAAGUUUAGUAGCAGCCUUAAUGCUUGUUAAGUGCCUUCAGCUAAAUGUGAAGAAAGGAACUUUUGUAGCUAAAAUAAUGAAAGUUAUUAAUUUUUAUUUGGUGUGUACCCUGACGGUGACAUUGAAUAUUAUAAUGAAGACGUUUGUCCCACACAAAGAAAAUGGGCACAUGCUGAAAUUCCUUGAAGUGAAAUUUGGACUAAACAUGACUAAGAAUUUUACGAUGAAUUGGCUCCUCUGUCAAGAAUCCCUACAGGCACCAUCUCAAGAAUUUUUUUUGCGAUUGACCCAGUCUUCUUUAUUACCUUUCUAUAUUUUAGUGUUAACUAUUUGUUUUCUUUCUAUGAUGCAAGUUAUUUUUAGGAGAAUUAAUGGUGAGUCCCUGAAAGAAACUGUUACUCUUGAAGAUGGACGAAUUGGAGAAAGGCCGGAAAUAACUUACCACGUGAUUCACACUAUUUUACUGGGUUCUCUUGCAAUGAUUAUAGAAGGCUUGAAAUACCUCUGGACUCCUUAUAUGUGCAUGUUAGCCGCAUUCGGUGUGUGUUCUCCUGAACUCUGGACGACACUUUUCAAGUGGCUUCGAUUACGAACUGUACACCCAGUACUGUUGGCUCUUAUUCUGAGCAUGGCUGUGCCAACUAUAAUCGGUGUCAGCUUAUGGAAAGAGUUUUUUCCAAGAUUAAUGACAGAAUUAACUGAACUGCAAGAAUUCUAUGACCCAGAUACAGUGGAACUUAUGACCUGGAUAAAAAGGCAAGCUCCAGUUGCAGCUGUGUUUGCAGGGAGUCCGCAGUUAAUGGGCGCAAUUAAAUUAUGCACUGGAUGGAUGGUGACAAGCUUGCCUCUUUACGAUGAUGACCUUCUCAAGAGAAAUGAAAAUAUCUAUCAAAUCUAUUCAAAGCGAUCUGCUGAGGAUAUUUAUAAAAUACUGACAUCAUAUAAAGCUAACUACCUAAUUGUUGAGGAUGCUAUCUGCAAUGAAGUGGGAACCAUGAGAGGCUGUAGGGUUAAAGAUUUGUUAGACAUUGCAAAUGGCCAUGUGGUUUGUGAAGAGGGUGACAAGUUAACCUACUCAAAAUAUGGGCGAUUUUGUCACGAGGUCAAAAUUAACUAUUCUCCGUAUGUGAAUUAUUUCACUAGAGUAUAUUGGAACAGAUCCUACUUUGUAUAUAAAAUCAAUACUGUGAUAUCCUUUCAGUCUUGAAAAUAGCAGAGCCUUCAUUUCAAAGACUUAAAGCAUCAGAAGUAAAUUGUUGAUUUUCUUCUACCAAUGAGGCGUCGUUUUGGAAAUCAGAGCACGGACAUUUGACGUGUUGCUGCUGCUUCCCCACCCGCCAGCAUUAACUGGACCAGAAUUCUGUGGGGUGGAGA
This is a messenger RNA of Miniopterus natalensis, 4273 nucleotides long. It is a transcript of the gene DPY19L4, whose product is annotated as dpy-19 like 4. Gene Ontology annotation, cellular component: nuclear inner membrane. The record is from RefSeq and is a predicted model, not a curated record. Gene Ontology annotation, molecular function: mannosyltransferase activity. NCBI's taxonomy places the organism in Eukaryota, Metazoa, Chordata, Mammalia, Chiroptera, Miniopteridae.